AUGGACAAAGAAAUCGGGUGCGUUCGCAACAAGAUUGCAGACGCAUUCCUCGAGGUGCACCGGGGAAGAUGUGUGAGGACUUGUGCCAGCAGUAGCAGACGGCAUGUUGCUGCGCAAGCUUGGUUUGGGUUGUCUCAAAGCAACCAGGCCUUUUCUCUCCCCUCUGUGCCUGACAACCUCCGUCACCCUGCCCCUCCGUGUUCCCUGUGUGAGGAGGACCAUAUACCAGCAGUAGCAGAUCGCAUGGUGCUGCGCAAGCUGGUUCCAACAGACCGCAUCAUGGUGCUGCGUAAGCUGGCGCAGGACAUGCGCGAGUGGAUACACCGGCGGGUGAGCCAUGGGAUAAGGGGUGAUUGUUAUGGGAUGGUGCCGGUAAGCAAUGGGGGGGGCCGCGAGGAGGGGAGAAGGGGGAUUAGAAAAGACGGAGGGAUAGAGGGUGCUGGCACAGGACAUGCGCGAGUGGCCGGCCUGCGGGUGGGCGAGAGGGGCAGAGAAGGGGGGGAGGGAAUACGGGGGAUAUGGAAGGAAGGGUUAAGAGGCGAUGGGGGGAAGAAGAUGGCAAGGGUUCAGGAACGUGAGGUCUAUGAAGCAGGAUGUAGGGGCUCUCUCCUCUGCUCUUUGUCACCCCAUUCUUCCCCUAACCCUCCCCCCCUCCCCCUGCACGCCUCUUUCCAACGCCUCUUCCCCACUCCUCUCGCCCACACCACUCCACCACACCUACUCCCCACUCCCUCUCUCCUACCCCUCUCCCCCACGCCUUUCCCCCACGCAUUUCCCUCACCCCUCUCUCCCACCUCUUUCCCCCAUGCAUUUUCCUCACCCCCCUCUCCCCCCCCACCCCUUUCCCCCACGCAUUUUGCUCACCCCAUUCCCCCACCCACCCCCUUCCCCCACGCAAUUUUCUCACCCCUCUCCCCGUUCAAGAGGAUGCUGAUUUAA
Closterium sp. NIES-65 is the source of this 939-nucleotide messenger RNA. The record is from the annotation of a GenBank genome assembly. Lineage: Eukaryota; Viridiplantae; Streptophyta; Zygnematophyceae; Desmidiales; Closteriaceae.